Messenger RNA from Plutella xylostella (diamondback moth), 1040 nucleotides. RefSeq lists its product as uncharacterized. Lineage: Eukaryota; Metazoa; Arthropoda; Insecta; Lepidoptera; Plutellidae. The record is from RefSeq and is a predicted model, not a curated record. Gene Ontology annotation, molecular function: protein binding.
ACUUGGUGUCAGUCAGUCGACAUAAUCUGUCAAAACAACAACACGGGUCGAGGCCUUGCUGCUGUGAGAACAAAGAAUUGCUUCAUUUAAAUUCCGCAAUAAUGGAAGAAUCAGUUUCCAUCAAGCACGACGGAAAAAAUCUCGACAUUAAACAGGAGAGGCAAGACAACGCCGAGAGUUACAAGUACGAGUUCGACUCGGGAAGUCAGGACUCGAGCAAAAGUGGUAGUGGGGGAUACCAGAGAUGGGCCCCAAACUUGAAUGGAGUGCGUAAAAGUGCUUUUACGCCUUACAAAUCGGUGCAGUGUACUGCGCUGACCAACUUGCAGAGAGGCAACACGCAAGCGCGGGUUCCGGAGCUGCCGCAGCCGGACAGCAGCCUGCACGCGAAGGCGGGCCGCGGGGAGAUCUCGCGCGACGACGUGAAGCUGGAGCACUACGUGGACAUCACGGACGAGCACGGCCUCACCGCGCUGCACUGGGCCGCCAGCUACGGACAGCUCAACAGCUGCCAGGAUCUAGUCUGGAGUGGAGCCAAUGUGAACACCCGCGGGCCGGAGGGUGAGACAGCUCUGCACCUGGCGGCCGCCGGCGGACACCACGAGGUCGCCAAGUUCCUGCUCAAUGAGGGUGCUGAGGCUGAUAUACAGGAUGAUUCGGGCAGCACAGCCCUGAUGUACGCGGCGGCGGCGGACUUCCCCUACACGUGCCACGAGCUGCUCGCGCGCGGCGCCGACCUCACACUCGUCAACGAUUACGACCAGGACGCCUACACGUUGACUACUAAGAAUAAUUGUCGGCUGGCACAAACUGUGAUAGAAAACUUUCUCAUUGGUUGCUUGAGCAAGGUGUAAAACUACUACCAUUAUCUAUUGUGAUUGAUCAUCCUAUCUUUCUACCCAACUACGGCGCAGCCACAUAGGAAGGGUUAAGUUGUUUAAGUUUCGAAACAGAAAACAGAUUUAACGAAAAUACAGGGAUUUAGUUCAUAAUAUUUAUAUAUUUCUUAAGAUUAUAAUAUAUACAAAUUAGUCAUGCAA